This is a messenger RNA of Paramecium sonneborni, 1994 nucleotides long. NCBI's taxonomy places the organism in Eukaryota, Ciliophora, Oligohymenophorea, Peniculida, Parameciidae. The record is from the annotation of a GenBank genome assembly.
AUGGGAAAUAAAUAAUAAUAAGCCAAGUAAAGAGAUAGCAAUUUGAGUAUGGUAAGUUAUGGUAGGUCUGUUUCCACUGCACCAACAAAUGAAUCAGGGAUGCUUAGAUUUACUACUGAUGGAAGUAUGAGUUCUUCAAUUUUUGGGGGAAUAGAAACAUAUUUCAAUCGAUUACCAAAUCCAGUAGUCGAUGGAAUUUGCAAGUUUCUCACAAUUAAUGAUCUUACCAAUCUCUAUUGCACUAGCAAAUUUGUUUAUGAAAGAUUUUACACUUCACUUCCAUACUCUAUUAAAUGUGGGACUCUAUUGUACAAGUUGUAUGAGGAUCGAAGAGGGAUUGUUAAAAAUGCUAUUGAAACUAAGCAUGGAUCUUGGCCUUAGGUCUUAGAAGUUUUUAUGCAAAAUAAGUAUUAAUAUGUGUUUAUGAUCUUUAAUAGAAAGCAAAUGAAGAAUCUCCAAUCCAAUCUCAAAGAAUCACUUUAACAAGCUUAUCAAUAACAUAUUAUUUAUCCACCUUUAUUAAUGGAUGAAGUCACUAAAGAAGGUUUAAACUCUGAUUUCUAGAAACAAAUCAUGCAAAAGUUAUAGAGUUCUUAAGAAUACCAAUCUAUUACUGAAAUACAAAUUUUAAAUUAAACUAGAACUUUUUUCAAAAAGCCAUAAAACUCUAAAUAAUUAAUGAUUACUAAGUUAUUAGAAAUCAGAACUCUAAGAGAAUUUCAAAUAGAUUUAAAGUAAUACUAUGUUUUAUUUUUAGAUUACCAUAGUUAUUCAAUAUUAUUAUUUUAAUAUGUUCAACUAUUAAAUCCCUUUUGUAAAUUAUUGCUUUAACACUUGAAUGUGCAACAGCUACUAAUGAUUCUAUUGGAUAAUUAGAUUUCUAUCUCUAUAACUUUCAGAUGUAUUUAAUAUGGAUGCAACAAAUAGAUUAACAUGUUACUCCUUAUUUACAUCUUUUUGAUAUUACACUUAAAGAAUAAAUUACUUCUUAUCAUUUCCCACCUUUCACAAUUCAAUGGAUUAUGAUGAAAAUGUGGAAUCAAUAUAUUUAUUCAAAAUCCAAACAUAAUUUGAGAUCAAUUUUCUUAUAAUAAUUAUAUGCUGUUAGAAUGGAUACAUCACUUAAAUAUGAAUAAUAUCUUUUAAAAGAUUAUGUCAAAUCAUUAAUAGAUUUAUCAACAACCUAAUCAAAUGUUAGAAUGGCUGGUCAUUCAAAAUUUAAAUAUAUUAAAGACUUAGAAAAUUUAUUCAUUAUUGUUAUAGAAUAAACUUCCAAUCUUUAUUCAGAAAAUAAAAUUAAUUUUUUCAAAGACAUCUCCGUUCUAGGAUAUAUAUUUUAAAAACAUAUCCUAGAAAAUAAAUUAAUUCCAUCACUUUUAGAAUAAAAAUAUUCAACAAUUUAAUCUCAAAUUGAACAACUUAAGUAAAGUUCUGAAUUUUAAAGAAGAAUAUAAAAAUAUAAUGAUGAAAAUUUACUUAUGACAUAGCAAACGGAUUAUUCUUUUUAAUUACUCAAUAUUAAUAAAGUUUUUUACAAAAUAAAAUCAAUUAUUAAUUGCGAGCCUUUGCAAUAAUAGAUAAUUAGAUUAACAAUUAACUAUUAAAAAAACACUUAUGACAAACUAUCAACUUAUAUAAAAGAUUAUCAUUCAGACCUUUAUGAAGAAAUCUCAAAAUUAGCUGACUUAGAUGUAGUUUCAACUGAGAGUGUUUAAAUCAGAGAUGCAAUGAUAUUAUAUAGAACCUAAUCUGAAGCAUAUGAUGAUCAUCUUAUCUCUUACGAUGAACUUAUUGAUGUUGAAACUUUAAAAUAAUUAAUCAAAUAAAAAUCAGCUAGUAAUUCUAAAAAGAAUUCAUUAUUGUUAAAGAAAACCAAAUCGGAACCACCAAAAUUGCAUUAGCAACCAGAUUUAAAUAAUUUUUUACCAAUUACAAUCGUUACUGGAUUAAAUCUAGCCUAAAGUUUAACCGAGUAGUUCAUUAGCUAAUAAUGA